AUGGUUAAGGAAAUGAGGUUUGUUCAAACGUGGGGAGAGGUAGCGCCAAGGCUUAUUGCAUCUCACCAGAAACAACAACAGCAAUUCUCAAGCUUGCCGAAGCUUGAGACGAUUCUUGAAGAAGGUUGCUGCUGCGGCGCCGACAGUUUUGCUGUUAGAGCGCCCAAGCGGAUUGUGAUCCUUCUUCCUCUUAGGAACUAUAACCCGUCUCCGUAUUGUUCAUCUACACCAUACUACUAUCCGUAUCUAUUGAUCGACCACCUUCUCAAGGUCGGAGAUUCUUCCGACGGCCGCGUAGAGAGAGGGGACGAAUCAGAAGGCGAAAAGAACGUUGUGAUCAAAGACGAUAAACUCGCUGAAGAAGUCCGCAACGCAAUGAACGCAGCAUUUACCGGUAGGGAUUUGGAUUUUCACAUUCUUGGGAAAAAUAACAUCUACAAUGAUCAAGAACAAGUUCGUCUCUACACGUCUUACCUUAAAGAUUUCCAAAUCCCUCCUCUUCCCAAAGGCUCUCAGGUCCAAAACAUAGCAGCGACUAUUCGUCCUUACCUAGACAAUGUCGAAGAUUUGGUGGUUGCUGUCAAGUUUUCAGGAUCUCAAGUUAGGGUUUGUAGGUAUAAGGACACUCGGUGGAUCGAUAUUGAAACUACACAUGAGAGUAUAAGCCAACACUCGAACCUCAUGUAUUCUAAGAAAGAUGAGAGGUUCUACGUUCCAACUCCUGGUUGCAAUUACCUAUGCUCCUUUGAUCUCAACUUCAAGGAGAAGGACAAGCCCGAGUUCGUCGAGGUUCGGAAAAAAGAUGUUCCAAAGUAUGAUUUGUUCAAGUUAGUUUAUAUGAGUAAGUUUACCAAGACAGACCACAUGGUGGAGUCACCUUCUGGUGAACAAUUCCUUAUCUCCAGGUAUUACGAGGGUGAGGCUGAUAUUUACAAAUGGUCAUUAAGAGUCAUUAGCUUAACAAGAUUUUUCAUGGUGUUUAGAGAGGAUGAACAAUUGACGGACAAAAACACAAAAUAUAUGUCUUACACUGAAAACAUUGGGGACCUUUGUAUCUUUCUUGGACGUGAUGAAGCUUUCUGUGUACGAGCGAGCUCAUAUCCAGGUCUUAAGGCUAACUGCAUCUAUUUCGUGGGACAUAGCUAUGGAGUUUACGAUAUCUCCACCCAAACUUGCACUCUUUUCUUAGGAAAGGAUCUAAGCUCCAAUGAAUUCCCUUACUGGCCUCAUCCACUUUCUCUUACUCCUUAUAAAUAA
This is a messenger RNA of Microthlaspi erraticum, 1257 nucleotides long. The record is from the annotation of a GenBank genome assembly. Lineage: Eukaryota; Viridiplantae; Streptophyta; Magnoliopsida; Brassicales; Brassicaceae.